AUGACCAGGAGCAGAAGUUUAGCCGCUUCACUGAGGCGAGCCACUGCAAAUUCGCUGUCAGGCGCUGGAUCGGCUCGUUACCAAAGAGGUUUCCAUACUACACCAUGGGCACAGACGGAUGGAGUUUUUCCUGGUCUCACGGACACGAGGCUCCGCAUCCCUUGGAUUGAGGCCUUGCGAAUUCAGCAGGGGCACAAAGAUGCUCAGGCGCCAGAGAAGCCAAAGGAACGUGACCUUACUCCAAAGAAGAUGAGUGAUAGUUAUCACCGCGUCGUGCUCCCAUUGGGACAAGAUCCUUGGCUAUCCGACACUUACAUCAAUUCUUCUGGCCACAUAAGACUCGGCACAUUGUUCAUGGACUUGGAUGCCCUCUCCGGCAUCAUUGUCUACAAGCAUACCGGCCCUGGAGUCACGACAGUGACAGCCGCUUUGGAUCGAAUCACCAUUGCACACCCUCUCACAGAAAUCUGUGAUCUCGAAUACAGUGGUCAGGUUACAUAUGCUUCUGGGCGGAGCAGUGUGGAGAUUACAUGCAAGGUCGCCAAGGCUAGGGCUGAGGGUGAGCCAAGCAAGCCCGAGGACGUCCUGCUUACCUGCACAUUCACCAUGGUGGCGCUAGAUCCCGAGACUAGGAAGCCUGUCAACCUGCCUAAACUUGAAUACACUACGCCAGAAGAAGAGAAAAUAUUCAAGGCGGGAGAGGCAAAGUCGUUGUUGAAGAAGGAGGCUUUCAAGGCUUCACUCCUCCAGUCGGAGCCCAAUGACCCUGAGUCAGCCCUGAUUCAUAACAUCUGGCUCCGGCAACUCGCAUAUCACGACCCCAACAACCGCCUUCGUCAGCCGAAAAACGUCGUUGCCAUGGCCAAGACCCAACUAUCAACAGCGGCCAUCAUGCAACCUCAAUACCGCAACCGACAUCAGACCAUGAUCUUUGGUGGAUUCCAUCUGAAGCAGACCUUCGAGCUGGCUUUCUGCUGCGCCGCCAGUUUCGCUCAUGCGCGACCAACCUUUAUCAGUGCUGAUCCUUGCACAUUUCGCAACCCUGUCCCUGUUGGGAGCGUCUUGUACCUGACUGCUACGGUUGCAUAUACUGAUCCUCCGCUGCUGGAAGAGGACGGUACGGAGCCUGAGCAACAAGACCCUGACAGGCCCAUGACGCGAGUCCAUGUCCGAGUCGACAGCAAGGUUAGGGAUGUUGAGCACGGAGUUGCAAAGUCGACGGGUCAGUUCAACUAUACCUUUUCUGUGCCCAAGGACCUCAAGGUUCUGCCACACACGUAUGAAGAGUACAUGAUCUAUAUUGAUGCUCGGAGACGAGUUAUGGAGAGUGACCGUCAUCGCAAGACAGAGUCGAUUCCCCGGCUUGGCCAGGCGAGCAACGACACUCAAGACGUCAACCUGAUGGGUUAG
Molecule: messenger RNA, 1410 nt
Organism: Fusarium vanettenii 77-13-4
Lineage: Eukaryota; Fungi; Ascomycota; Sordariomycetes; Hypocreales; Nectriaceae
Exons: 2
Coding region: 1-1410 (469 amino acids)
Biological process (GO): acyl-CoA metabolic process
Cellular component (GO): mitochondrion
Molecular function (GO): fatty acyl-CoA hydrolase activity
Source: RefSeq, a predicted model, not a curated record